AUGAAGAUUGCAUGCCUGGCAUGUGUCUUUUCCAGGGUUAUCCUCACGAAGGUGUUUGAUGAGGUAAUCGAGGUGAACCUGAUCGACAGUGCAGACUACAUCCACCUAGCCUUUCUGAAGAGGCCUGAGCUUGGGGUCACCCUCACCAAGCUUCACUGUUGGACCCUCACCCAUUAUAGCAAGUGUGUCUUCCUAGAUGCAGAUACUCUGGUGCUAUCCAAUAUCGAUGAACUGUUUGAUAGGACAGAGUUUUCUGCAGCCCCCGAUCCUGGAUGGCCAGACUGCUUCAACAGUGGUGUAUUUGUCUUCCAACCAUCGCUGGAGACCCAUGGCCUCUUGCUGCAGCAUGCCACCAACCACGGCAGCUUUGAUGGGGCAGAUCAAGGCUUACUGAAUAGCUUCUUCAGUAGCUGGUCAACAGCAGACAUCCACAAGCACUUACCGUUCAUCUAUAACUUGAGCAGUAACAUGGCAUACACCUACAGCCCUGCUUUCAAACGAUUCGGUUCAAGUGUGAAGGUAGUCCACUUUUUGGGGCCCACAAAGCCAUGGAACUACAAAUACAACUCCCAGAUGGGCUCGGUGUUGGAGGAGGGCUCCGGGUUGGCCAACCAGCACCAGACGUCCUUCCUUAACCUCUGGUGGAAAAUCUACCAGCACAGCAUCCUGCCUCUUUAUGGAAGCUUCCGGGAUGAGGAAGAACGCGCAUCUCCAGGACACUCCGCUGGCAUCGGGGAGCCAUAUGCAAAACCAGCAGUGGGGUCCAGCCAGCCUUGGCCUGCUGACGGCCCUUCAGAGCAGACCAUGGUCACAGAUGACACCCCACCCUCACCCAAGGGGUGCCAUUCGGAAGAUGUAAGUACCCACCCUCCACACAAGUGUGCCUGGAGAAUCAGAGAAUCGGAUGCUGGCUCCCCAAGGAGACAGAGCUGAGAGCCUGCUCCCGGGGCUCCCAGGGCUUCCAGGGAGGGAGAGGGCAUGGCCCUGUCUGCAGUCUGCUCUAGCUUCGAGGAGCUCCUGUGUUCAUGUAGAUCAUUGCACGGUGACCCGUGGGGUACAUUGAAUAAUGCUCCCCCACCAACAUGUGCACAUCCUAAUCCUAGGAACCUGAACAUGCUACCUUAUCUGGAAACAGGGUCUUAGCAGGCGUGGUCAUGUUGAGGACCACCAGAGAAUGACUCUGGGUUUUCCAGGUGGGCCUUGUGUUGUCACAAGGGUCCUCAUAUGGGGGAGGCAGAAGGAGAUUUGCUAAUAGAACGUGAUACAGAAGAAACAGAGGCCAGACAGAGACUGGGAGAUGCUAGUUCUGCUGGUGUUGAGGGAACAUGGCCACAAACCAGGGCUGCAGGAGCCUCAAGAAGCGGGAAGAGGCCAGGAGAUGGACUGUCUGCAGGAGCUGCCAGAAGGAACUCACCCUGCCCACACCUUGACU
Messenger RNA from Leptonychotes weddellii (Weddell seal), 1432 nucleotides. NCBI's taxonomy places the organism in Eukaryota, Metazoa, Chordata, Mammalia, Carnivora, Phocidae. The record is from RefSeq and is a predicted model, not a curated record.